GGCAACACGCCUCUUCUCACUCAGUUCUCUUGCUGUGGCAGUGUCUACACGGAUUCUCUUGUUAUUUACUGAGUACAUUCGAGUACCUCUCUUUUCAAUCUUUACAUCUUCAAUACUUUCUCAGAAACUAAAAGGAAAUGGCUGAUCUAGUAAAGCAGAACUACGCCCCUGAGUGCGAGGCCGCUGUCAACAAGCAAAUCAACUUGGAGUUCUACGCCAUGUACACCUAUCUCUCUAUGUCCAACUACUUUGACAGGUGGGAUGUGGCUCUCCCCGGCUUUUGCAAGUUCUUCAAGAAGUCUGGUGACGAGGAGAAGGAGCAUGCUGAAAAGUUCAUGAGCUUCCAAGUCAAGCGUGGCGGCAAAGUCAUUCUCAGUGACCUCAAGAAGCCAGCCAAGGACGACUGGGAGGGUCCCCUCGAAGCUAUGGAGGCUGCCCUUCAGCUGGAGCGUGAUGUCAACCAGGCCCUCCUUGACCUCCACGCCACUGCCGACAGGAACAACGAUUAUCAGAUGGCCGACUUCAUUGAGCAAAACUACCUUCAUGAGCAAGUGGAUGCUGCCAAGGAGAUCAGUGGCUACAUCACCCAGAUCAAGCGUUGUGGAACUGGCCAUGGUCUUUUCCACUUCGACAAGGAGCUCGGAGAGUAGACUCCCUCGUCACUACUGUUGGACUGAAAAACUGCUUGUAGUUUAGCUUUACUUUGUUUUUGAGCUUGAUUAUGUUAGAUUGUCAAGUUACUAAGUUUUACCCCCCUUCCCUAAAAAUGUCUGAUGAAACAUUGUGUUUGAGGCAACAAA
This is a messenger RNA of Halichondria panicea, 800 nucleotides long. RefSeq names its product soma ferritin-like. Lineage: Eukaryota; Metazoa; Porifera; Demospongiae; Suberitida; Halichondriidae. The transcript is spliced from 3 exons. Gene Ontology annotation, cellular component: cytoplasm. The coding region runs from base 138 to 650 and encodes 170 amino acids. The record is from RefSeq and is a predicted model, not a curated record. Gene Ontology annotation, molecular function: ferrous iron binding; ferric iron binding. Gene Ontology annotation, biological process: iron ion transport; intracellular iron ion homeostasis.